Colletotrichum higginsianum IMI 349063 is the source of this 393-nucleotide messenger RNA. Its product is annotated as C-x8-C-x5-C-x3-H type zinc finger protein. The transcript is spliced from 3 exons. The record is from RefSeq and is a predicted model, not a curated record. NCBI's taxonomy places the organism in Eukaryota, Fungi, Ascomycota, Sordariomycetes, Glomerellales, Glomerellaceae. Bases 1 to 393 code for a protein of 130 amino acids.
AUGAAAUCGCCGUACUAUUUUGCUGUGGAGCCCACUUUCACUGUUGGUUCGGGUGCCUACACGUUCAUGGCGUUUCAUCUCAGCGGCAGCGCUGUUCCACCCUCUCACCCUCCAAGAACAGUCAAGAAGAGCUGGAUUCAACCGAGCAAUAUUUUGGCGAGCUUGGCAGAUACUGCCAAGAAUCACUUUACCAGUGCCUAUCCCAAGGCUGCUGGCGAGGAUUGGAAUAUCAUCGUACAGGUAGUCCUCAACCUUAACAGAUACGCCAACAAGCUCCAUUCCUCCGGUAUCGUUUCAAACAUUCCAACCGCGAGGACCGUCGCCGACUUUGGACGUGGCUUCGGCCGGGCGCAGCCCCUUUUCAGCUUCAUUGACGUCGGCUCAGGCAAAUAG